ACUAUACUCACUGAGUCGCCGGAGCUCGACUCGACGCCUCACUCCCCACAACGAACAGCUCUUCUCCUCCAAAUCGAUCUGAUCGGCGAUACAAUCCCCUCCUCACGGCUUACCCGGCCGCCCGAAUCCGGAUCGAAUCCGGAUCCCAAUCCCAAUGUUCCCCAAGUUCCACCUUCCAUGUCUCCUCCUAUUCCUCCUCGUCCUCUGCUUUCCGGAUCGGGGUCUGGCAUGCACCAACUCAAGCUCCCUAGUUGGUCUCGCGACCGAGAUCAAGAUGGUCCAGCACCAGGUCCGCGGAUCCAUCAAGGUAAUCGAUGAUUGCUCCUUUAGAGUUUCCCAAUUCGAUAUGCUCCCCGGGUUUGAUGUCCACUGGUGGGGUGCCUCUGCUGUUGAUUUCGAUAACAUUACGGCUGGGUUCUUCGUUUCCGAACAAACUCUCAAUCAGACCUAUAAAAAUCAGACAUUUGACGUACGGUUGAGGGACAAUGUCACGUGGGACCAGAUUGGGGUCCUGUCUAUCUGGGACUUGCCCACCGCUUCCGAUUUCGGGCAUGUGGUCUUCCCAAAUGCCUCGAUUUCGGGCCCCUCCCCGGGCCCGAGUCCGAGCCCCAGCUCCGGGGACAGAGAAAUUGUUAGGGUUUACAAAGAGCCUACUAUGUUUGAUAAUUGUAAGGUUUUGAGCAAGAAUUAUCGGGUACGGUGGACUCUUAGUAUUGAUCAGGAUGUUAUUCAUAUUGGGCUUGAGGCAGCCACCGGUACACAGAAUUACAUGGCAUUCGGGUGGGCUGACCCGAAGGCAACUUCAGAUUACAUGAUCGGCGCUGAUGUGGCAGUCACGGGGUUCACUGAGGAUGGCCUUCCUUUUGCAGAGGAUUACUUCAUCACUAGAUACAGUGAGUGUACAGUUAAUAAGGAUGGGAGGGCAAGAGGGGUUUGCCCCGAUGCAAUGUAUGAGCCGACUGAUUCCGUCGGUUCUGUUAAUAAUACUGAAUUAGUAUAUGGCCAUAGAAGAGAUGGUGUCUCUUUUGUUCGGUACCAAAGGAAGCUUAGUGUAGUUGACAAGAAGUAUGAUUUGCCUGUGAAGUACAAGGAGAAUGCUACCGUAAUUUGGGCUCUAGGGUUGAUAAGCCCACCAGAUUCUCUGCAUCAUUAUUACUUGCCACAGAAUCACGGAGGCGAGGAAUCGCUCACAUUUGGUCAUUUGGUUUUGAAUGUCUCGGAGCAUGUUAACGAUUGUUUGGGCCCAAUUGAUGCAGAUGAUAAGGAGGACCAAGAUGUGAUUAUUGCGGAUGCAAAUGUGCCUCUUCUUGUUGUAACUGGGGAGGCAUUGCAUUACCCGAACCCUCCUAAUCCUUCUAAGGUGCUUUACAUCAAUAAGAAGGAGGCACCGGUGUUGAGAGUGGAGAGAGGGGUACCUGUAAAAUUUUCGAUUCAAGCAGGGCAUGAUGUUGCGCUAUAUAUAACGUCAGACCCUCUCGGAGGUAAUGCGACUUUGAGGAACAAGAGUGAGAUCGUCUAUGCUGGGGGCCCAAAGUCUGAAGGCGUGCCUGCCAGCCCAAUGGAGUUGAUGUGGGCCCCUGAUAGAAACACUCCUGACCAAGUUUACUACCAUUCCCUCUAUCAGCCGAAAAUGGGGUGGAGAGUUCAAGUGGUUGAUGGCGGGUUAUCUGAUAUGUACAACAAUAGUGUCCUACUGGAUGAUCAGCAGGUUACCCUUUUCUGGACAUUGUCGGAGAAAACAAUUUCUAUUGCUGCUCGAGGAGAGAAGAAGAGUGGGUACCUCGCGAUUGGAUUUGGGAGUGGAAUGGUGAACAGCUUUGCUUAUGUGGGUUGGGUCGACGCUAACGGAACUGGAAGGGUCAAUACGUAUUGGAUCGAUGGUCAGAAUGCAAUGAGUAUUCAUCCUACGAAGGAGAAUUUGACAUAUGUCAGGUGCAAGUCAGAGAAUGGGAUCAUAACAAUGGAGUUCACACGGCCACUAAAGCCCUCUUGCGGUCGUGAAAAAAAACCCGAUUGCAAGAACAUUGUUGAUGCCACCACGCCCCUUAAGGUUGUUUGGGCCAUGGGCUCUAAAUGGUCCGACGGCCAUCUGAGCGAGAGGAACAUGCACUCAGUCACGAGUCAAAGGCCCGUCAGGGUUCUGCUUAUGCGUGGUUCAGCGGAAGCCGAGCAGGACCUGAGGCCUGUGCUGGCUGUUCAUGGAUUCAUGAUGUUCCUAGCAUGGGGCAUUCUUCUUCCUGGUGGAAUUUUGGCUGCAAGGUACUUGAAACAUGUGAAAGGAGAUGGCUGGUAUAAGAUUCAUGUAUAUUUGCAGUACUCGGGAUUAGCAAUUGUCUUACUGGGCCUUCUUUUUGCUGUUGCUGAACUGCGGGGGUUCCAUAUUGGGUCUGUGCACGUGAAGUUUGGAGUGGCUGCGAUAGUGUUGGCAUGUGUGCAACCUGUGAAUGCUUAUUUUCGACCCAAAAAGCCUGCCAAUGGAGAGGAUGUUCCUAGGGAACGCGUCAUAUGGGAGUACUUUCAUGUGAUCGUGGGAAGAUGUGGGAUUCUUGUUGGGAUCGCAGCUCUUAUAAGCGGGAUGAAGCAUCUAGGGGAAAGGUACGGAGGCGAAGAUGUUCAUGGGCUCGAUUGGGCACUAAUAGGCUGGUUCUUGAUGGGUGCAUUGAUGGUCAUGUACUUAGAAUACCGCGAGCGAAAAAGCAGGAGACAGAUGAGUUAUGAGAGGGGCAGUUGGGUGUUAGGUAACUCUGAGGAAGACGACUCUGUCGAUCUCUUGAGCCCAACCACGGCGGGUGUAGACAAGGAGUCUCAGCGGAACGGAAGAAUGGAAGUUCAGCUUGAACCUCUGAGCAGAUAGGAGUGUUCAAAUUUGUCUUUAAUUGCCCAUCGCCUGUUUUGAAGAAUUUUGCUUGUACACGGAGAUGGAGAGUCUACUUGUCCAAGUGGAGCUCUUUUCCCUGCUUGAGAGGCAUCAUGCAGAUCGCGCGGACAAGUAGUUAACAUACAUGUGAUCGGUCUUUUCUAUACUCGCUAACACAAUGAAAGGUUUCUUGAUUGUAAGUUUGAAAGAUUCUUUUUAGGUAGUAGUCGGGUUUUCUCCUAUAUUUGUAUGGCUAGUUAUGCAGGAGAGCUGCUGGUAGUUCUGAUAGCAAAUUGGCGGCUUGGGUAGUGAAAACGAUACUGAUACUGCUCUGUAAAUUUUAUGAGACAACAAUCUGACUUCACAAUUUCUUGGUCAGUUCAUAUGCAGCAGAUGAUAUUGCGGGAUAAUAUAUUGAUUCAGCUCGAAUUGAUAGAUCA
Molecule: messenger RNA, 3297 nt
Organism: Punica granatum (pomegranate)
Lineage: Eukaryota; Viridiplantae; Streptophyta; Magnoliopsida; Myrtales; Lythraceae
Source: RefSeq, a predicted model, not a curated record